This is a messenger RNA of Echinops telfairi (small Madagascar hedgehog), 4856 nucleotides long. It is a transcript of the gene BTBD3, whose product is annotated as BTB domain containing 3. Gene Ontology annotation, cellular component: cytosol. The transcript is spliced from 4 exons. Gene Ontology annotation, molecular function: protein binding. Gene Ontology annotation, biological process: dendrite morphogenesis; cerebral cortex development; neurogenesis. The record is from RefSeq and is a predicted model, not a curated record. Lineage: Eukaryota; Metazoa; Chordata; Mammalia; Afrosoricida; Tenrecidae. The coding region runs from base 379 to 1968 and encodes 529 amino acids.
CGGCGGCUCCAGCAAUAUUUUGCCUCUAAGCUAAUUCAGAAAACAAUUGCAGCGGCUCUGUGCCUGUCCGCUUCGCUCAGUAUAGCGUUUCCAGGUGAUCUAGGAAACUGGGUGAUUCUUAUGAACAAAUAAGACAAACAGGAAUCAUGAUGGGGAUGUAUUUAACAGAUCAAAUACUGGAUAAAACUUAAGCCAGUUUCUUUUCCACUUAGUGAAAAGGUCACCUUGCCUGGCUGAGAAAAGAAGCAAAAUAACAGCUUGUUGGUGUCUGUGAACAUCUUAACGCAUGCUAGCCUCUUUUCCUUGAUGUCCCCACCGAUUUGAGAUACCUAGCUAGAGAGAGAGAGAGAGAGAAAGAGAGAGAGACAUACUGUACUCAUGGUAGAUGAAAAGGAAAAGAACAUGAAAUGUCUCACCUUCUUCUUGAUGCUUCCAGAGACGGUAAAGAACAGGUCCAAGAAAAGCCCGAAGAAAACAAAUACCACCAGCAGUAGCAGCAGCAGCGGCAGCGGCAGCGGCAGCAGCAAGUUGCCUCCAGUUUGCUAUGAAAUUAUUACCCUGAAGACUAAGAAGAAGAAGAAGAUGGCUGCUGAUAUAUUCCCUCGUAAAAAACCAGCCAGCGCCAGCACCACCACUGCCCAGCAGUACCACCAGCAGAAUCUCAGCAACAACAACCUGAUUCCAGCCCCAAACUGGCAGGGUCUGUACCCCACCAUUAGAGAAAGAAAUGCGGUGAUGUUCAAUAACGAUUUGAUGGCAGAUGUACAUUUUGUGGUUGGCCCACCAGGUGGGACUCAGCGGUUGCCAGGACACAAAUAUGUUUUAGCUGUUGGGAGCUCUGUGUUCCAUGCAAUGUUUUAUGGAGAACUGGCUGAGGACAAAGAUGAAAUCCGUAUACCAGAUGUCGAACCUGCUGCUUUUCUCGCUAUGCUGAAGUAUAUCUAUUGUGAUGAAAUUGACUUGGCUGCUGACACUGUGCUGGCCACCCUUUAUGCUGCCAAAAAGUACAUCGUCCCGCACCUGGCCAGAGCCUGUGUCAAUUUCCUGGAAACCAGCUUGAGCGCCAAGAACGCCUGUGUGCUCCUCUCGCAGAGCUGCCUGUUCGAGGAGCCGGACCUGACCCAGCGGUGCUGGGAGGUGAUCGACGCCCAAGCUGAGCUGGCCCUCAAGUCCGAGGGCUUCUGCGACAUUGACUUCCAGACGCUAGAAAGUAUCCUCCGCAGGGAAACUCUGAAUGCCAAAGAAAUCGUGGUCUUCGAGGCCGCCCUCAACUGGGCGGAAGUCGAAUGCCAACGACAAGAUCUAGCCCUGAGCAUCGAAAACAAACGGAAGGUCCUUGGGAAAGCGCUGUACUUGAUCCGAAUACCUACCAUGGCCCUGGAUGACUUUGCCAAUGGUGCUGCGCAGUCCGGAGUUUUAACCCUGAACGAGACCAACGACAUCUUCCUCUGGUACACUGCGGCCAAGAAGCCGGAGCUGCAGUUCGUGAGUAAAGCCCGCAAGGGCCUUGUCCCCCAGCGCUGCCACCGCUUCCAGUCCUGUGCCUAUCGCAGCAACCAGUGGCGCUAUCGGGGCCGCUGCGACAGCAUCCAGUUUGCAGUUGACAAAAGAGUGUUCAUCGCCGGCUUCGGCCUGUACGGCUCCAGCUGUGGCUCUGCCGAGUACAGUGCCAAGAUUGAACUCAAGCGCCAGGGCGUUGUCCUGGGGCAGAACUUGAGCAAAUACUUCUCAGAUGGCUCCAGCAAUACCUUCCCCGUGUGGUUUGAAUACCCGGUGCAGAUAGAGCCGGACACCUUCUAUACAGCCAGUGUGAUUCUCGAUGGCAACGAACUCAGCUACUUCGGCCAAGAAGGCAUGACCGAGGUGCAGUGUGGCAAAGUGACCGUGCAGUUCCAGUGCUCCUCAGACAGCACCAACGGCACUGGUGUCCAGGGCGGCCAGAUCCCCGAACUUAUCUUCUAUGCUUGAGAACUCAUUUCCCCGUGGUGGAAGCUGUUAGGAGGUGCAUCUCUGGUUCUGGCUUGCUUGAUGCUCAGCUCAUCUGCAGAUGUAUGCUCAGCGCAAGUGAUUUGCAGCCAAUGAAGCUGUCUGCAGUUUAUAAUUUCUUUCAACCUUCUAAUUGUAUACAGGCAAAAAUGCAGCAUUCCGCUUUUAAGUGUAUGCUUAAAAGAACCGAGCCCUUGCUUUUAAAGUGUAUGUGUACUAGAGACCUUUCAUGCCCUUCCAUCUGCCCUCUUGACCCCUGCCACUUUUGUGCUUUUUAAGAAAUGUUUGGAGUCAUCUCAUCUCCUUUUGGACUUUAUUUUGAUGAGUAGAAAAUAAAUAGCUUAAAAUAAUAAUGACAACAGUUGCUUUAACCAGAGCUCUGUACUCCGCCCUCAUUAAAGAAAAAAAAAAAAGGCAAACUUCAGUAUACAAUUUUAAAAGACAUUUUGUUUGAAUUUUAGAAAAUCGACAGUAGACAUAUUUGGCUUUUAUUUCAGUCCUUUUAGAUUCUUUUUUGGGGGGGCUUUGCUUUCUUUUGAAACCUUCAAGUUAUAAUGUUACAUAUUGAACCUUACAAAGUGUCAGGUUAAAGCCGAAGAAGGAAAAUAAGAAAGUGAGUAUUUCUCUUGGCCAUGACUUCUGUGUCAAGCAGAUUUACUUCCACUUAGUUUAGAACACUAAUUGUUGAAGCACAUAGACUACUUUUCUUUGAAGAAACUAAGUUGUGUAUAUAUCUUAAAAUUCUGCCAAUAGAAAAAUACUGCAGGCCUAUUAAGUUGAACUAAAAUAAUUUGGGGAGGGAGCCUGAAAAAUUCCAUCCACAAAUAGAUUGACUAAUGUCACAUUAAAACACACACAUUGAAAAAGCCUCUCUCUCCACUUAGCUUCCUAUCCCCACUAUUUGCUUGUUUGCCUCGAAAAUGGAAUUCCUAUUCUUCCCCAUUAAAAGAGGACCAAACAGACAAAUAGAAUAGCAUUUACUUUUGUAGUACUAUAUGUUUGUGGAAGACACUUUAUUCACAGAUUUUUUUUUUAGUCUAAAAUUGAUUGACCUAUUUUUGACUAUGUACUAUCUUAGUUAAUUAUAAUUGUCCUGGAUGCUAAAUUCUGGCCUUUGGCUACCGCCUUAAAGUGCCAAUAUAUGCCUGCAGGGUUGUAGGGAAAAUGGUCGGGAGUGACACUAAUUUAUACCUAAUAUUUAUUGCAUCAGCAUCACAUCCCACUCACCAAGACAAUUCUCUUUCAUUGAUGGCUUGUGAUGGUUCUGUGCCUGUAUCCCUGGCAGUGCCUAAGGUGCCCACUGCCAGCUGAAGUCUCCAUGUGUUUCUGGGCAGCAUUCCUGCUCCCUGUGAUCCUGAGAGCGCUUCCCCCACCACCCAGAGUGUGGUCCCUGGCCGCCUCCUUCUCCUGCCCUUCAAGCCUGAAACUGGCUUGUCUGGAGCCAGGGGUUAGUCCUGGGGUGUGUGUGUGUGCGUGCGCACCCAUGCGCACACAAGUGCGUUUUGUGGACUCAGGAAUUGUCUCCUCCCUGUCUGGUGAGUGAGAGGUGGGACAGAAAUGAUCCCCCGUGGCCCCAGCAAGUGACUAACCUUUCCUUGUUCACUGUGCUUCUGGACCACUUCUUCCCCUAUAGAUGUGGGCCCUGUGGCCAGCCAGCUUCCCCGAUGGAGGAGAACACUGGAUUAUGGGAAAUUUCCCUAAUCACCUUUGCCAUUACCUGACUCUGUACGCAUAGAUGAUCAGAAGCUGGUAAUUAUAGAUGAGGACUUCUUGGACAAGGUACCAAAAUAAUCAAUCAAUUAUUUCCUUUGAGGAAAAUUACAGAUAGUUUUGGCAAAGGAUGAAUGAAACAAAGGUACAUUUCCCAUUUCAGAAAAUACUUCUGUGAAAGGUUAUGCUUUUAAGUUGAGCAUUUCAGCAGCUUUUAUAGCUACCAUGCCGAUCAGGUAUAUUCUGACCAGAAGGCACUCAUUUUGAAGCCAGAGGAGAGGAUGCUUUAUUUAGCACUAAUUUCAUCGUUUGAGAUUCUUGAGGUGGUGUGAUAGCCUUAGAGUGACGAUCGUUCAUUCCUGUAACACUCCAGUCAGUGUUCCUGUUAACUCGCUGACCUCCGUGUGGUGAGGGACCUGCUAGGUGAAACCCCGGAUGAGAUCCUUAUGCUCUAGGCUGGGCCGAGAGCUUCAUGUUGUACUAAUUACUCUCAGCUAGAAACGAAAGAAGAAGGCCCCGCCGACAUCUGGUUGGUGCCAAAAGCUGUAGGUUAAAUUUGCAGAUUGUUUUUAAAUAAGAAAUUUUAUAUUUUAAACCCUAUCUUUGAUUUUGUAUUUUUGACAAAAUGGAAUGAAGGCUGGUCGGCUUGCUUUGUUUUCUUUGGUUAACUGAUUUUGUAGCUUUUACAACUAGAGGCUCUUAUUCUGACAAAGCAGGCCACUCUGAUCUAUAAGCGCAACUUUAUUAAGGAGGAUAUGCGGUAGAUUCUUUUCUCAGUGUAUCUGGCCUUCUUUGUCAUUGUUAAUACUGGGGACAAAGGGAAACUAGGUUAGCCGCUCUAAUGUAACAUUCUCUGAACAUACAAUAGUAUUUAAGUAAACGGUCAACUUUCUUAUAUAAUUAUUGCACUGAACUGUCUUUUGUUUGUUUUUUUCAGGUGUUUAAAUAAGCUCAGCUAAUUUCAGGACACUAGUCAUUUGUGCAUCAAGGUGCUUGAAUUUAGUAGCUUAUAACAUUAUUUAUGAAGGAAAAAUCUAAAUAUGAAGUACCUCAUGUUGAAUGUUCUUGUACUGUAUUUUUAAUGUAACAGUGCAGAUCUUGUUAGACAUAUGAAUGUGUAUAAUCCUGUUAAAUGCAAAUAAAAAUAAACCUGCUUCAUA